This is a messenger RNA of Salvelinus sp. IW2-2015, 1571 nucleotides long. NCBI's taxonomy places the organism in Eukaryota, Metazoa, Chordata, Actinopteri, Salmoniformes, Salmonidae. The record is from RefSeq and is a predicted model, not a curated record.
UCUGUGGACAGCCCAGGGACUGACCUAUUGGUGAGCAGCUCACACAACGGCCCACUAACCAGUGGUACAGACACCCAGGACAGCAGUCCCCAGCCCUCUGAGGAGAUGCUGUCCAGCCAGUCAGAGCUGCGGAGCUCCAAGUGUCCCCAGGACCGCCAGCUGCCCAGCAUCCCACCCAACAGCGCCCUGAACGGGAUGGGAUCUUCCAGCGGACCCCUUCUCCCUCCCUCUGGAGACGGCACCUACGAGGUGGUGAAGGAGAGAGGUGGCGACUUGACGGCGUCCCGGGACGUAAGCGUUGAGGACUCCCUGUACGAGACAGUCAAAGAGUUGAAGGACCAUCCAGGAGGCAUGGCUGCAGGUCUACCCAACGGACACGGUACUACGUCCCCCCUCAGCCCUGAUGACAAUGAAAUUUCCCACAACCACCUCCCACCUCCCAACAACCCUCCAGCCCUCCACAACGGCCACCUAAGCCCCGGCACCCCAGAACGGGGGCCCCUGUGCGCGGGAGUGGAGUACGCCUCAGUGAAUCUGAACAAGAAGAGCCGUUACAGUGCAGACCUGGAGACCAGGCGCUCAGCCACCAUCGCUGCUGCUGUGAACCCCACAGAGGAGCCCGAGGAGGAGGACAGACCCCCGCCUGUACCUGACAAGGUGCUGGAUGAGAACGACAACCAGCCUACCAUGAUGGACGCAGGAGCGGUGGUGGUACUGGGGGCCGCGUUACAAAACGGAGAGUUAGACUUUCCGCUGUCUACCUCACCGUGGCGAGACAACCCUGUGGUGUCAGAGAGCGAGCUGUCAGACAUGUACUCCAUGGUGGGGAAGCCAGGUCUAGAUGUGGAGGAGAAGGAGAGUGACUACAGCAGCAUUGCUGAUAUCAAGGGUCUGGUCCCGAGUAUUCCUCCAGUGAUCUCUAUGCUACCGUCAGUGACAUCUACCCCCAGCCCAGAGAGGGGGAGUCAGACCCCCAGGGACCCCCACAGAGAGCAUCGAGCCUGGCUACGAGAUCAUCCACAUCCCUAAGACUGACAGUGGAGAGGACUUGGGGCUGAACCAGGUUCAGGAGCCAGACUAUGAGAGUGUAGGUGAGCUGGCACUUGGGUUGAACAGGGAGAGCUCCCGUCUCUGACUGCCUAUGGGCCCUAAAGCCUGAGUCUCUGGGGCCUCACCCUCCACCCCAGCCAUUAACCUCACUCCUAGCCUCACCCUCAACCCCAGCCAUUAAUCUCACUCCUAGCCUCACCCUCAACCCGCCAUUAGCCUAACUCCUAGCCUCACUCUCAACCCAGCCAUUAACCUAACUCCUAGCCUCACCCUCAACCCAGCCAUUAGCCUAACCCUUAGCCUCACUCUACCCCAGCCAUUAGCCUACUCCUAGUCUACUCUCAACCCCAGCCAUUAGCUAACUCCUAGUCUCACUCUCAACCCCAGCCAUUACCUAACUCCUAGCUCACUCUCAACCCCAGCCAUUACUAACUCCUAGCCUCACCCUCAACCCCAGCCAUUAGCCUAACUCCUAGCCUCACCCUCAACCCAGCCAUUAACCUAACUCCUAGCCUCACCCU